Messenger RNA from Ceratitis capitata (Mediterranean fruit fly), 7497 nucleotides. It is a transcript of the gene knockout, whose product is annotated as probable serine/threonine-protein kinase DDB_G0282963. Bases 2372 to 5710 code for a protein of 1112 amino acids. The record is from RefSeq and is a predicted model, not a curated record. The transcript is spliced from 10 exons. NCBI's taxonomy places the organism in Eukaryota, Metazoa, Arthropoda, Insecta, Diptera, Tephritidae. Gene Ontology annotation, cellular component: nucleus; cytoplasm. Gene Ontology annotation, biological process: positive regulation of transcription by RNA polymerase II. Gene Ontology annotation, molecular function: RNA polymerase II transcription regulatory region sequence-specific DNA binding; DNA-binding transcription activator activity, RNA polymerase II-specific.
UGUCGAUGCGUUGCGGAUGUUAAAAGCGGUAGUUGUGCAUGCGAAUAUUCAAAGCAGAUGUGCUUUUUUCAUAUAUUAGUAUGCAUUCAUGCAUUGGUGCGUGUUAAUGUAGUUGUUGUUAAGCCGGCGUAUGGGCAACGGUUAUUGUGCUAAAUUUGCAUAACUCGGUGUAUUUGAAUCUCGAAAAAGUUAACCAAACGAAAAUGAAAACUGGCAAAUUUUUAAUAUUUUGUUUACGACACCAAAAAUUAUGAAUUUUAAAUUUUGCCAAGCCUCAGAAGCCGAAAAUUGGCCGUGCACAUUGGUUAUUGCUUCAGUGUGCUGUUGUUCCGGUCAGUGAUUUGCAUCGGUGUCGCCAAUUCAUUUAAGAGAUUUGCGAGUAUAUAUGCGUGUUGUUGCGAAUAACCCAAAAUAAUGAAAAAAAAACUAAUUUUCAUAGGUUUUGAAACAAGAAAAUUAUUUAUUUGUAAUUUUGCAUUAGACACGUCGAUUAACACUGGUAUUUGGCUAAAAAAAAACGCCGCCUUGAGACUUAAUCAAUGUCAAUAUACGUAUUGUUUUAAGGAUUAAAAUGGAAAAUAUGGGAAAUUUUCCAAAAUAUAAUUGAGGCAUAUUUUCUAUUUAUUUAUGUGUUGCUGAAAUGUAAUAUGGCCGAUGCGUUUUAUUUCCGUCUAUUUACCUGUUAAAAAAUUUCGAGGAAAUAGUGUGAAAAGAACGUUCAACAAUUUUCACAAAACAAUAAUAGGUCCACUCACACACGCACAUUUUAAUCCAUUAAAUGCUUGGAAUCAUGAUCAAAGCGUGUGAGCAAAACCUACCUCAAGCCGAAGUUGAAAAGAAAAGCGCUCGGUACGGCUCUGAAAAGCAGAAUGCCCAAUACAUGAAAUCGCAACAACUGCCAAAAUAAAGAACAAAAACACAAAACCAAAUGAAAGAUCAACACUAAGCGGCUUACAACACUACGGAAAUAGUACGAUUAUAGUCAACAGCUUGAGAUCACGUCUACAAGACUUUCGCUUGACAUAAAAAAAUCAAGGCGAAAAAUAUUUUGGGACAUAAAAAUAUCCAGCAGCUGAUCACCCGACCUGAAAAGAAACGAACAAGCACACCUCCAUCCACCUCCAACUGAAAGUGUCAGAGCUAACGUCGCAUCAUGGACUAUACUUAGCAUCCACUGCGAGCCACAGAAAUACUCGCACCACGAUUGCGAAGUGCUCGUAGUUUAGAUCGUUCAAACAUCGGCGGUGUCUUCAAUGAGCUGCGCAGCGUCGUCGUUGUCGCCGUCGUUGUAGCUGUCGUGAUCAUCAACUUUGCUCAAGUUUUUAGCUCUUCAUCGCUGCUGGUGCUUGUGCCGUGUACUGAAAUUCUACUGCUACAGCAGUCGGCACGGCAAUCGCUACUUUUUGUUGUUGAUUUUCAACUUUUGGCAUAUUGCGACUUUAUAACUCUUGCUGACUUCACUGAGGCUGCUGCUGCUUGCCCCAACAUUGGUGGAGCACACGGCACGAGACUUGGCGAGCGAGCUGUUCGGCGCUAGUGACUUCGUCAACAGCCGCAACGCGCCGACGACGACAGUACGAAUUCAACUACCGACGAGUGUAGUACGAUGAAGUUGAGGCUUACGGUGUUUCAUGAGAUGAGUGAGUGAUGUGGGUGAGUGGUGUGUUGUGCGACAAGAACGUGACUGCUAAACGUGUAUUUUUGAACUGCGCCUCGACGAAGGAAAGAAAAGGAUACUAAAUAAAGUGCGUCGCGCAGGCGUUUAACGAAGCAAAAGGGGAAAUCGAGGAAAAAGUGCAAAUUCGCAACCGAAAAGAUGCUGAUUACAUCCAGUGGUGGUAUUUAAGUGAAAAAUUAAAUUUGCAAAAUCGAAGAGUUAUAAUAGUAACGUUGGUGAACUAAGAGUAAAUUUUGAUUUAACGGAUGUAUGUAUAAUAAAAUAAGUGAUUUUUAUGGGAAUGAGUUCACAAAUUCGAAGAAAAGUUAAAUCAAUUAAAAAAAUUAGCGAAAUUCCUGGGAAGAAACGGCGAUUCAUACGAAAAAGAAACGCAUAAAUGGAAUUUUAAUUCUCAAAAGUGUGUGAAAUUACAAAAUCUGUAGAUAAUUCUACAAUACAUGUAUACAUAUAACAAAAUUUUGAAGAUGUAAUGUAAUGAGGAAAAUCAAAAAUAAAAUAUAAAAUAGUUUUUUCAAUCAGAAAUAAGUUUUGAAAAAUUCAAUAAAUCCAUUUAUCACAAGCAAGUGCUAUUUCUCUUGGUAAUAUAAUAUAUCGAGAGAAGAAAAAAUAUUUCAAGUGUUCCAAAUAAAAAAUCACACCAAGAUUUUUCAACUCAAAAACAACAACAACACAAGCAACAUCAUCAACAGCACAAUGGGCACGAAAUCGCCUGGCGGACCGCAACGCUGCCGUCUGAUAUUGCAACGCUGUUUGGCCAUACAACUGAGUAAGCCCGGUCAUACGCCGGAGGAUUUUUGGAUGUACGAUUCGGGAUAUAUGAUUUUUCAGAACUUCCUCGCCGCUAAUGCGCAAUGUUGGUGGAAUGCGCCACUCACCGCCGCCACGCGUGCACUCAAAUAUGCCGGUCAUGUGGCGCCCGGUAUGCUUUUGGUGACAGCCGAGCCGUGUGCACUGGAAGUACUGCGCGGGGCGUAUGCGCGAAGCGUUUUAAAGCCACCGGCGACUUAUGUCAUCAGUUCGGUCGGUGACAUCGAUGACUGCAUCGUAACACCGACCGUGCAAGGACAAUUUACGCCAUUACCUGAGGCGCUCUGUGAUGUCAUUAUGGACCUCACUUCAGAGGGCCAUUCGGCUACCAUAGAAAAUGUGCGCAUCAAGCUGAGCAUACGAUUUCCGCAUAUGACACCACCAGCCACCGAAGUGAUCUAUGAUACGUUGGCGCAGCUGAUGCAGGAACAGAAAAUCUAUCAAACCUCAAAGGGUUACUUCAUCUUUACGCCGGAACGCCGACGCAGCCGUUCACGACCGCGUCCCAUGCGCAACGGUUAUCAGGAUUUUGAAGAAACCGACGAAAUACCUCAAGAAGCGCGCACAAUGCUCAUGACCAAUGCGGAAGCGGUUCAUUCAUUGUAUGGUGAAAUCUCCACAGAACGGGAUGGUGAUCUAACACAUCAAUGUAUACAAACCAACUUGGCCGAUGUUAUAUGCGGUGGUAAUCCAAAUGAUAAAAUACUUUAUCCACGCGCCGCGAAACGACGUAGCGCCUCGUUCCCAACGCCUCGCAGCCUUGAGAGGAGGCAUAGUUUGCGUCUGUUUGGCUCCUCGAAGCGGCUGCAGCGCUGCGCGUCGACGCGAAGUCUCUCCAAGACAUAUGCACAAACUUUAGCCACAGAUAGCAGUAGCUCGGAGUACCAAAGCACAGAUUCUUCGUCACCAAAAAAAGGAUCUUUGCUGUCUCGUCUCUUUCGCCGUAGUGGACGCUCCAAGCAACGUCAAAUUGAGACAUACUCAGCUCAGUUCCCGCCGGCAGAGUGGUUCAAUUCUCGGGCGGUGCAUUUACACAGUGUUGGCACACAAACAGCCGAUCAUGACAUGCCGGUGGUACAUACGCUUUCCAAUUCCACGUUCUACGAUGGCUCAGAAUUAAGCCAACGUUCACUUACACUGCCACGCCGACAUCGACGAAACAUGUCCAGCGACUCUACCUUCCUAAUAUCGUCACGGGACUGUUCGCCCAUACGCCGCCGCUCACCGGUCUACUGCAGCAGCUCGCUGCCCCGGUCAACGCAAUCCAUUCCCGCGACAGCAAAUGGUACAACUAGUAUCACCACUGCACCUACGCCAGCGAAUAACAGUAAUCGCUCUUCCACAACACUCUCUCGUCUUUCAGCACCAAAUCAUACAACGACGGCAUCCGCUAUGGCCGCCAUAGCGACAGGGAACGCGCAGAAAUCUUCCUCAAAGAGUGUUAUUGGCAAACACAUUUUCGAGCAGUCGCCUUCACGUACCGCAGGCACACUAAAGACGUCCACGACAAAACGACAAGCGGAUAAUAUUAUUUUAAACGGUUAUACCAACAACUUGGAUGCCGGUAAAGUUAGUUAUCGCAGCGUGCAAAGCGGUCCGUCGAGCUUGGAGUCGGGCAAAGCUUCUUCCAUGCUUACCUCGGGACCGUCGAGUAUCGACAGCGGCAAGGUGUCAUUCAGCAAAACCAGUGGUCAUUCUAGUCUUGACUCGCAAUGUUCGACCAAUACGGCAGUGGUUCAGCAGAGUCCCGCUCGGUCUAUACUUGUUUUAAAUGGUUCGCCGCGUAGUACACCACGUCAUCAAGCCAUGCGCGCACGGGCUGCUGAGCAAUCGCAGCGGCAGCGCUCCUCCACACCUUCGCGCAUCCUCGAGGAGAUCACCAAUCAGCAAACGACGAAUGGGGGCAAAUUGUCAAGCAAUACCGGCGGACAAACCUACUUCAAUGGCAUACCCAACUCCAAUUCAAACAACUCGAUCACUCUGCAAGUGACCACCUCGAAUGGUAGUCAGAGCAGUAUACCGAGUACUAAGAUAUUUGUGCAGAACUCUCCAGCGCGUAGCGUCAUAACGCUGGAGAACGGAAAGCUUACGGAUAACUCGAACGUGUACAUUAUCAACAAUGAGACCACAACAAAUGAGAAAGGUGAGGUCAUUAAGAAAACAUUAUCCAAACAAGAAACGACGCCAUUAAGGAGUCAACAACAACAGCAACAUGGUGAGCAACAAAAACGUUAUUAUGCACCAACGCAUACGCCAACGCGCCACAAAUCAAUAGAUCCACAACAGCAACAACAUCAGCAGCAGCCAAUAAAUAUACAACACAUUUACAAAGACAAAGACAACUCGAUCAGUGAGAACGAAGCGAACUCGGAAACAUGCGAUUCAAUCUCCUUUAUUAGCGAGACAUCGCCCGACAACCAAGACACGCUCAGCUCGACGGAGGUGAUAGACAACUCCAAAUUCACCAAAAAUAUCAACAACGAUGCUACCAUGAACAACAGCCGUAAGUUGUGCCUCCAACUACCACAGCACGGCUCCAGCAAUAUUGUCUACAAAAACAAUGUGCUCAAAAACGAGUCCAACCCGAACUCACCUAGCGGCGAAAAGACACUUGCAAUGGCGGCUUUGGCGGCUAAACAAGAUUUCGAGAUCGCCGGCUCUAUAGGUAACCUGCGAUUCUAUGAGAAGAACACGAAAGAUGCAACACAAGCGAAACUGAUGAACUCCACUUGCGAUUUGAAGAAUCUAAAUCGUUAUGAAUCUUCCGGUAACCUGCAAAAGUCCGGUAACAUUCUCAACUCCAAUCCAGCCAUCAACGGAGACGAUCUGGCGCAUAUAUUGCAGAAAAAUAUCAUCACUGUCGGCAGUGAACCAAAUUUAGCUUUAAAGGAUAAUAACUGCACGAAUUCGAAUGAUAAGUCCGUAGAAAAAGAGGGACUCGACCGUCGCUUUAGCUUAUCGAAAGACCCUCACGGUGAGAGUAGCAGUGGAGGCUCGGUUACGGCUACGACCGCUGCUAAUGACGACCUCUACAAUUUUCCCAGCCUAACGGAUUUAUCAUUUAAUUUUACCUCAUUGGCGGCGCAGAAGAUACUGCAAGGUGUCAGUCUGAAUAGUAUCGACACGCUGGUGGAACUGAAUAUGGCAGCUGCUGCGGCGGCGAAUAAAGAGAAGCAACAGAAUAAUCAGCCAACUCCGGUGCGUACCGAUUAUGGUAUGGUGUAGCAGCGGAUGGACAAAGGAGGCAGUUUAUAUUCGAAGAAAAGAGCUUAGAUCAGUGAAUUCGGCGGCUUCAGUGAAUAAAGGUGUACAAUGAGUGCAUGGUUGAUGGAACGACGCACAAAUACAACUAAUAAAACCAGAAAUCCUCCAGAUAUUAUAAAUGAAAAAUAGAACGAAAUGUUUGUUGCUAUUGUCUUUUAGAAAUCCCUCCCAAAUCCAAUAUUUAUAGUUCUAUGAUUUUAAUAAGGUAACCUUGGUUGAGGCAUUCCGAAGAUUUUUCGAAACUCUGACUAAACUAGAGACGAUAAGCUAACUCACAUGUUGAGAGGAUUCUCAUAAAAAAGAACCGUAAUUAUGUCAAGCAGCAUGCACCUAUUGAUAGCUCCGGAUAAAUAUCUCAGAGUCUUGUUCUUACGGUGGCAUCAAAGUUAUUUCCUAUAGAACAUAGAACAUGAAACGGAGCACGAGAAUUUCGAAAUAAAUUCAAAAUUUAAGUUACAAUUUUCAAGCCAGCAAACUGCCCCAAAGUACAGAGAUGGUCUCAACUGGGAUUGCUUUACCAAAAAAUCGUUAGAAAAUAUUAAUUAAAUAUCCCUCACAAAUAUAACUUUAGCGCAACAACAUGGUGUUAUGAACCGUCUGUUUGGAUACUGCUACAGCAACAACAUACAAUUGUUUUGGAGAAUUGUCAGAAAAAAUAAAGGGUAAAUUGUGGUACAAUUUACUUAUUUAUAUACAAUAAAAUAUGGAUAUCUUAUUAACUAGUACUGAAAAUUGUAAUGGCGGGCUUUAGGCUUUUUGAAAAUAAUGACUUCUCCUUCUGCUUUCUUGCUUUGAUUAUUUAAGUUUUUUUUUUUUUUGUUUUUGCUGAAGCAAUUAUUAGGCGAUUGUGCGGAACUGUUAUGAAAAAAUUUCAGUUUAUUUCUUACCAAGUAUUCUUACUUACACAUGCCGAUCGUUCACCUUUCGUUGUUGCACCACCACUGUUUCAAAGCAAUCUCGUGCCAGUAUUCUGAGGAUAUCAACCAAUGCAAACACCGCUCGAAUGAUGACGUGCAAAAUUUUAAUAAACAUAGUUUCAAUAUAGUUUACUUAACUAUUUUCUUUACAGUGCCAAAAUGUUUUAGUUUAAAACAAAACAAUAAAAAAAUAUUAAUGUUUAAUAAUUUCCCUUCGAUAUAGCUUAAGUUUUGAGUUUGUGUAAAUCAAAGAGAGGGAGAAAAGUUAAAACACAGUUGUAUAGUAUAAUACACUAAAACAAUAGUUUUAUUUAUUUAAUUUUGAAAACUUUACAAAGCCACCCAUAAAUAACAGCAAAAAAAAAUACAAAAAUAAACGUAAACACGAAAGUCGUAAGCUAUUCAAAAAUUCACUAACAAAGAAGAUUACAUUCGCUGAAGCUUACACAAUCGUACAUAUAUUACCGACAAAUUUUUUACAAAUGCUUACAUAUGUAUAAUAAAAUUUGUUUUAUUUUAAUUUGUUAAAUAGUUGUUAAAGGAUAACUCACGCUUUUGUUUUAAAAAUACAAUAAAUGAAACAAUGUGCAGCGGGCAAUAACUGGAAAAGAAAACGGAACUUAAAAAUGCAAUUAAAUUUAGAUAAAUAAAACACAUUACUUUCACUAAUUAUAAAAUAGUUUAGCAUUUUUUAUGGUUUGCCUUUUCUCAAAUAAAGUUGAUUGGUUAAAAGAGAACUUCGGUUCCAAUUUUAUUUUUUCCGAGUACGGUUUGCAUUUAAAUACAUACAUGAAUUGAAAUAAUGAGCAAAAUUUCGAGUACGAACAUACC